GCCAAUUAAGCAAUCACAGACAGCCCUGUCAGAAAUCCAAACUUGUGACUAACAUGGGACUCGAGAUCAAGGAAAAAAAUGAGAGGAUUAAGAGCCAGAGAAGCAAUGUUCACACACAGGACCAGCCAGCAGACGGAGGACGUUCCAUCCAGUAAGGUGUCCUGUGGCCUGACCCCACAAGAUGCCAAGAGAAGAUGCUCACUUCAUCUAUGGUUACUCCAGGAAGGGGCAUGGCCACUCCUACAUCACAGCUGAAGGGGCUGCAGGGAUUGGCAUCCUGACAGUGGUCCUGGGAAUUUUAUUGCUCAUCGGCUGCUGGUAUUGUAGAAGACGAAGCGGAUACAGAAGCUUAAAGGAUAAAAAUAUUCACACUGGUACUCAAAGUCCCUUAACGGGAAGAUGUUCACAUGAGGCGCUUGGUCACCAGGACAGCAAACUGCCUUUUCAAGAAAACAAUUGUGAACCUGUGGUUCCUAAUGCUCCACCUGCCUAUGAGAAAGUCUAUGCUGAACAGUCACCUCCAGCGUACUCACCAUGAGAGCCAGCAAGCCCGCCGAGAGGCUGAAAUGACUUCCUGCACACUCUUACAUUUAGCAUGGGCAUCGAAUAUGCUGCUUCGGAAUGCUGUGGAAACAGUACAUCAGCUCUAAUAAUAAGCUUAGUGCUAAAUUCUUAGUAGAGCAACUAGCAAUACUAAUUGAGGAAACGAAAAGUAUUAAAAUGGGAAAACUUUGUCAAUAAAUGUAAUAUAUGAUACUGUUUCAGGGUAAUGCUAAUAAAUCUAUAGUAUUAUUUUCUGAGGGAUAGAAUUUCCUGUGUGUUCUGGGACCAUCCAGUUUCAUUUUAGCUGAAAUUUGGCUAAUUACUAUCAAACCACUACUCUUAUUUUUGAAGAAGCUCUCAAUCAACAGGAGUCCAACAGGUUUGUUGCAGAUGAGUAUAAGCUACGGAGUGCUCACAAAGAGCCAGAUUCAUCUGAUCAGG
Messenger RNA from Manis pentadactyla (Chinese pangolin), 984 nucleotides. It is a transcript of the gene MLANA, whose product is annotated as melan-A. The coding region runs from base 182 to 538 and encodes 118 amino acids. Gene Ontology annotation, cellular component: melanosome; endoplasmic reticulum membrane; trans-Golgi network. The transcript has 5 exons. The record is from RefSeq and is a predicted model, not a curated record. Lineage: Eukaryota; Metazoa; Chordata; Mammalia; Pholidota; Manidae.